ACCGGAAGUCAGCAGCCGGACUGAAAACACUGGAGGAAUCCUUACAUCGUUGGACACAGCCUUGUUGGGAUGAGUGCAGAGAAGGACCUCUACGCUGUGCUGGGGGCCAGUCCCUCAGACUCAGUGCAGCGGCUCAGACAAAGGUACCAGCAGCUGGCCCUACAGUACCAUCCGGACCGCCUCGGAGGCUCUUCAGAAGCAGAUUCCGGUGUGAAGAAGUUUCUAGAAGCUGAUGCAGCCUGGAGGGUCCUGAGCGACCAGAACACCAGGAGAGAGUACGACCUGCAGAGGAGAGCUCAGGAACUGAAACAGGAUUGGCCGGUGGAUUCUACCGUCUGUCUGGAGGACAUGACCUGGGACGAGGAUGAGUGUGUGUACGCAUACGGCUGUCGCUGUGGAGGAGGGUUCGGCAUCUCAGAGGAAGAGGUGGAGGAGGAGACACAGAGAAGGCAGCAGGAGGAGGAGCAGGAAGCAGAGGGAGGAGUGAUGGUGUGCUGUGACACAUGUUCCCUCAGUGUGUGUGUCACAUGGUCACUACACAGAAAGACUCAAAUGUUAAAAUGACAACAAUAACACCUCUGACACUGACGUCACCAUUAUCCUACUUGGAGGAAGACACCAAAUAAAGGAAAUGUUGGUGGUGGACAGCUUAAGAGUUCUCUCAACACCUCCACCACUUGUGUUAAGCAGCGUGUGAAGCAAGGCCUCACAGCACCAAUACAACAGCUCACUGAGGACACAUUGUGUAUGAAUGUGGCACAUUUGAUGUUGAAUUGUGUGAAUGUAAAUGUUGCUUUCCAACCCUUCUCUUUGUGGACAUGGACAGCACAUCUCUGACCUAUGAUCUGCUCUUCAGCCACGGCCUGACAGGGUCCUGUUCAUCUGUUCCUUUCAACACAAGUUUGACUUCAUCUUAACUGAUAUAUAUAUAUACACAUAUGUUUAACUCAGUUUAUGGGUGCUUUGAUAAUGUCUUAUUUUGAAAUUUGAAGAGAACUCAUGUUACUCUACAUUACAUUUCAUUUAGCUGAAGCUCUUAUCCAAAGCGACUUACAAUGAAUGCGUUCAACAAUGCAGAUAACAACUCGAAAAGUGCAGGUACAUUAACUUUUAAAGGUCAAACCAUUGUAAGUGCUACUGCAUUGGCUUUAAAGAACACCUUUCUAAGUGACACACACUGAAGUGGGUUUUCUUAUAGCCAAGCUCCAGUUAUAUAAUUGGUCUAAAUUAUAUCUUUUGCUAAAAGUUUACCAAAUUCAUUGAAAUUGUAGUGUAUUAUUUUAUUAUAAUCUAUUAUUUAUUGUAUAUUAUGUGUAGGCAUUUACAUUAUACAAUUAUGAUUGUGAUAAAUGCUAGAGAAUAAAAAAAAUGUUUUCUAGGUGUGUCUAUAGAAAAUAUAGUUUUUCUUAUCUUGGGCCCAACUGUUCGAGGCUAACAUGAAUUCAUUGACAAUGAUCCGGCAGAAGCUUGGUUUGUAUCUGAUAAAUAAUAUCCACUCUCAUGUCCACAAAGGGAAAACGGGCCCUGUCAACUUCUUUUGGGUUUUUGUCUCUCCCAAUGUCUGCCUGAACUUGAGAGGCUGGAAGACAACGGAGGAUGCAUCAAUCAUUUCCUUUAUUUUGACUAUUUAUUUUCUUUUUAAGUAUUUUAAGCAGUUCUUUACAUACACAGACAAUUCAACUCUUGGAAUGUUCAGUUUGAAAAUAUUUCAAAAAACAAUAAAGGUGACACGAAACAGCACAGACAUCUUAAACAUUA
Messenger RNA from Notothenia coriiceps (black rockcod), 1758 nucleotides. It is a transcript of the gene dnajc24, whose product is annotated as DnaJ (Hsp40) homolog, subfamily C, member 24. The coding region runs from base 70 to 564 and encodes 164 amino acids. Lineage: Eukaryota; Metazoa; Chordata; Actinopteri; Perciformes; Nototheniidae. The record is from RefSeq and is a predicted model, not a curated record. The transcript is spliced from 5 exons. Gene Ontology annotation, molecular function: ATPase activator activity; ferrous iron binding. Gene Ontology annotation, biological process: positive regulation of ATP-dependent activity.